Molecule: messenger RNA, 843 nt
Organism: Aureobasidium vineae
Lineage: Eukaryota; Fungi; Ascomycota; Dothideomycetes; Dothideales; Saccotheciaceae
Source: the annotation of a GenBank genome assembly
AUGGAAGGCCUCAAGCACAUCCCCAUAUUCAAAGAAAAAUUCGACCAGAUCAAAGCAAGAUUCCUCCAAAGCCGUGCUGAUGCAGAAGCAAACGAUCCCCUCCUCAACCUUGCAAAAAUCACAAAAAGNUGCAUAGCAGACAUUAAAGACCGUCUCGCCUACAUCCAAGAAAGACGCGAGCAAAGAGCCGAAGAAGCAGAGCGAAAAGCCAUUGCCUUUGCAGCCGCACUCGCAGAAAGAAACAAGGCGAAAGAAACCGAAAAGACGACCAAGAAAGGCCAAAAACUGCAUAGGACAAGGAUAGAAGGUUGGAGAGAUGGAGUCAAGCAGCUAUCUACAUCAACAUCUGGUUCUGUACAGCAAAAGCAACAAAACCCAUCGCGUCAAAAUACAACAAAACGACCACUUGACAGCUCAUCUUUCGAACAAAUCACGAGCACCUCAACACCACUCAACAAACGUGUAAAAACAACCGCCCAAAACGACUCUUCCUCCCUAGUCGCCCCACCCACCAGCAGCAAAAAAUCAAUCCCCUGGCUCAGCACCCGCGCCUCCAUGGCCGGCGAAGACAUCUUCGCAGACGAAGACCGCCACUUCCCAGCCCAAGAAAUCAAUCUCAACAAAAGAAAAACCAUCCACGACAAAGACGAUGACGACGAGGCAGACGAGGAAAUUGACAGAGAGGAAGAAGACGCAAAUUCGGAAGAUUCAUAUGGUUCCACCAAUCUUACAGAGUUGGAGCAGCUGGCAGCCGUGGAAUUGGCUAUGGUGGGUGUGAUGACUGUUGUUGUNGCCUGGAAUGAUGAGGCGAUCAGAUCGGACUUGGGCAGAGAUGGAUGUUGA